This is a messenger RNA of Suncus etruscus (white-toothed pygmy shrew), 1750 nucleotides long. RefSeq names its product homeobox D1 (gene HOXD1). Bases 1 to 978 code for a protein of 325 amino acids. Gene Ontology annotation, molecular function: DNA-binding transcription factor activity, RNA polymerase II-specific; RNA polymerase II cis-regulatory region sequence-specific DNA binding. Lineage: Eukaryota; Metazoa; Chordata; Mammalia; Eulipotyphla; Soricidae. Gene Ontology annotation, cellular component: nucleus. Gene Ontology annotation, biological process: regulation of transcription by RNA polymerase II. The transcript is spliced from 2 exons. The record is from RefSeq and is a predicted model, not a curated record.
AUGAGCUCCUACCUGGAGUACGUGUCUUGUGGAGGCGGCGGCGGCGGUGGAGGCGACGUGCUAAGUUUUGCGCCCAAGUUCUGCCGCGCGGACGCCCGCCCGGUGGCCCUGCAGCCCGCCUUCCCCUUGGGCAGCGGCGACGGCGCCUUCGUCAGUUGCCUGCCCCUGGCCGCAGCCCGGCCCGCGCCCUCGCCCCCGGCCGCCGCCGCGCAGCCCCCCGCCGCGCCCCCGGGCUUCGCGCCCUGCAGCCUGGAGGGCGCCUACGAGCCGAGCGCCGCACCUGCUGCGGCCGGGGGCGCCGAGUACGGUUUCCUGGGGCCCGGGCCCGCUUUCGACUUCCCGUGCGCGCUGGGGCGGCCGGCCGAAGACGGGGGGCCGCACGUCCACUACGCCACCUCGGCCGUCUUCUCGGGCGGCGGCUCCUUCCUGCUCAGCGGCCAGGUGGACUACGCGGCCUUCGGCGAGCCGGGCCCCUUCCCCGUGUGUCUCAAGGAGCCCGCCGACGGCCACGCCGGCACCUUCCAGAACGCGUCCCCCGCGCCCGGCGCCUACCCCAAGUCCGCCUCUCCGGCCUCGGGCCUCCCGGCCGCCUUCAGCACGUUCGAGUGGAUGAAAGUGAAGAGGAACGCCCCGAAGAAAAGCAAACUCGCCGAGUUUGGAGCCGCUAGCCCCGCCAGCGCCAUCCGCACGAAUUUCAGCACCAAGCAACUGACCGAGCUGGAGAAGGAGUUUCAUUUCAACAAGUACUUAACUCGAGCCCGCCGCAUCGAGAUAGCCAACUCCUUGCAGCUGAAUGACACCCAAGUCAAAAUCUGGUUCCAGAACCGUAGGAUGAAACAGAAGAAAAGGGAACGCGAAGGCCUUUUACCCACCACGGCCACCCCUCCAGCCUCUUUCCCUCUUCCCCUCUCAGGAACGAGCCCAGCUAAGUCUGGCAAAAAACCGGUGAGCCCUUCUCAGGCUCAAGAACCUUCAUGAGGUUUAAUUUUGUAGCUGGCUGAGAAACCUUGGCCUGCUGGAGUCCUAGGCCUCCCCACCUGUCUGUAGACUUGCUAGCUCAUUUUGGAAGAGAGGUGGAUAUGGAUUGAAAUGCAAAGGAAGUGUCAGUCCACUUCUGAGAGCCAGGCUAUGGGUGUUCAGAUAUUAAUUUGAGGUAUCCUAAGCCACUCGUUUGUAUAUUAUCAGUGUCCAUUCAGGGAAAAGGCGUCCAACUGUCAGCCCAGCCCUGCUGCUAUGUUGCGUAACUUAGCCAUAUAUAGUCCUUGGGUGUCAAGGUGGCAGAGGAUUAGUUAGUGAGAUCCGCCAACUCCCUGAUUUACUCAAGAGAAGACUAUCCGAAGUUUUUCUGGUUUUAAUUCAAAAGACAAGGCUACAUGUAAUCAGCUUCUUGAGAUGCCCAAAGCUAGUUAGGGCCUCCUUGAUGUAGUUAAGCUGCUUCAAUGAUAAUCUUCAUAUUUGCACUCCAGUUUUGUUUGUUUGUUUCUUUCAAAAGCAGUUUCUACCUCUCCAUGUGCCUGAGUGAAGCUACAAUCGCUGUUUAGUUAGUAGUUGUACAAAUCCACAAGGUGGGUAAAGUGAAAACCUGAACUACACCUUGAUGCCAGUUACUCAAACUUGAAUGUAAAUAGAUAUAUACAGUAUGUAUAUUUUUAAAAGGCUUGCUUGCAAUGAAUUUAUGUAUGACAUUUAAUGUCAUAGCAUGUAAAGGGGUUGGACUUUUUUUUGUAAUAAAAAAGAAUGGGCCACUCUG